AUGUUACCUGCACUUAUCAAGCAUAACAACUACUGUUUUGUACUGCCAGAUCAAACAUGUCAACGUCUUACACUUGCACAGAUUAAACUGGCGACAAACAACUUUGACGAGGCAUUAGUCAUCGGUCAUAGAGGAUUCGGCGAGGUUUAUAUAUCUCUGGAAAAGUUUGAUUCAGUAAACGAUAUUGCAAUUAAGCGGUUGGAUUCUACAUCCAACCAAGGAGUGACUGAAUUUGAGGCCGAAGUUAAGCUCCUUUCUAAACUGCGGCAUGGUAAUAUGGUGCCGCUGGUUGGUUAUUGCAACGAAGGAAACGAGAUGGUCUUAGCUUAUGAGUUUAUGCCCAAUGGGACCCUUGAAGAUCAUCUCCAUAAAGGUGAUACAGAGUUAUCUUGGUUACAACGGCUAACAAUAUGUAUAGGCGCUGCCCAUGGAUUAGACUACUUACACACGGGUACGUCAACUCAACAUGGGGUGAUACACCGAGAUGUGAAGACCUCCAAUAUUUUGUUGGAUUCUAACCUUGCUGCAAGAGUUUCUGAUUUUGGAUUGGCAAAAGUAGGCCCAAUAAAUCAGACACGAACUCAUUUGAGCACUUUAGUCAAAGAGACAUUUGGAUAUAUGGAUCCAUGCUACUUCCAAAGUGGAAAAUUGACAAGAAAGUCUGACGUUUACGCCUUUGGGGUUGUCCUUUUUGAGGAAUGUGGGAAGCAAGUGGUAGAUCCAUCACUUGGUGACGAUGAAUGGAGUUUAGCAGAUUGGGCUAAACACCACUACAAAGAGGGAAGACUCAACGAAAUUAUUGAACAUAGACUGAUUGGACAAAUAUCAAAAAAAUGCUUGAAGGAAUUUGCAGGCAUAGAUGCCCAUUGCUUACAUGAUCAACCAAAACAACGCCCUACAAUGGCGGAGGUUGUGGUCAAGCUGGAGUCUAUAAUGUCACGAGAAAGAGAAAGAGUUCGUUCUGGUGUUGAUGAUGGAAGAUUCAUUAACAAGGUAAGAUAUAUUUUCACAGGCAAAGCUGACUUGAUGCAGACUCGUGCAAAGGGAAGCAAAUCUGAAAUCAGGGCUUGGUAUACUCAGAAAUCAACUGAUCGAGUAACUAGAACUUUCACAUAUGGUGAAUUUGUAAGGGUAAGAACUAAAUGGGAUUACCACAAGUUCUUCACGGAAUCUGGUGUUGGCUUGGCUAUGUACGUUAGGGAGAGGGAUGUUGGAACUUCUGAGCUGGGUCUCAAACCUGAAGAACUUAAUCAUCCCAACCUUGUUAAACUCUUAGGAUAUUGGUUAGAUGAGCAAGUACUGUCUUGUGUUUACGAGGAAAUUCCUGGCGUGAGUUUAGAUAAGCUUCCUUUUGGAGGCCGAGCCAGGUACGGCUUCACUCUCUUAGGUUGCACGGCUGAAAAUAGUAGGAGCAGCUCAGGGGCUUUCUUUCUUGCAUAUAAGAAGGGGCAUCCAGCGUAUAGCCAAAUUAAGACCUCUUGUAUAAUGGUAGACGAGGAUUACAAUGCUCGACUAUGGGAUUUUGAGGUGGACAACUCAUUUGUGGCUCUUGGUUCAUACGCGUUCCAAAUGGAUGCACCUUAUGUCGCGCCUGAGUGGUUUCGUUACCAAGCAGAUGUGAAAUUUGAGGGUACUAUCAUAGCACAUCAAUGCGAAGACGGUUUUGGAGUGAAGAGUGAGAUCUAUUCCUUUGGAGUGGUAUUGCUUGAAAUACUAACAGGAAUGAAGGUGUAUGAUUAUGACAGACCAGUAGGAAAGCAAAAUUUGGUAAAAUGGGCUACUCCAUUGCUAGCACAUGAGGUAAAUUUGGAAAUGAUUCUGGACCCGCAGCUUCAGGAUAAUAAUCAUCCUCUAAAGGGAGCAUUCAUGUUGGCUGAACUUGUUUCAAAAUGUCUACAACCAACACAAGAUGAACGCCGUCAAUGA
Helianthus annuus (common sunflower) is the source of this 1926-nucleotide messenger RNA. Its product is annotated as probable receptor-like protein kinase At2g23200. Gene Ontology annotation, biological process: protein autophosphorylation. The record is from RefSeq and is a predicted model, not a curated record. Bases 1 to 1926 code for a protein of 641 amino acids. Gene Ontology annotation, molecular function: transmembrane receptor protein tyrosine kinase activity; ATP binding. Lineage: Eukaryota; Viridiplantae; Streptophyta; Magnoliopsida; Asterales; Asteraceae. The transcript has 5 exons. Gene Ontology annotation, cellular component: plasma membrane; plasmodesma.